Messenger RNA from Drosophila rhopaloa, 630 nucleotides. RefSeq lists its product as uncharacterized. Bases 1 to 630 code for a protein of 209 amino acids. The transcript has 4 exons. The record is from RefSeq and is a predicted model, not a curated record. NCBI's taxonomy places the organism in Eukaryota, Metazoa, Arthropoda, Insecta, Diptera, Drosophilidae.
AUGAAUACAUCCAUGUGGUUUUCAGUUUGUGCCACAUUUUGUUUGAGCUUUUUGCCCCAAACAUUAACCCAAGAUGUGCAUUCCAGAACUAAACGAUUUUUAAUAUUUCCUCGGCAAGCGCCCACAAGACAUCAGUUUAUUGCUGGCAUUGGUAUACCAGCCGAUCUUGACUACGAAUCACUCACUGUGGGCUACGUUUUAAAGGCAGAAUAUUAUCUACCUUACAAUGCAAGUGUUUAUAGGCAAAAUCCACUUUUUCCCGAAUAUAAACCGAAUACCAUAGAUGUCGAAAAACAGCGGAAAUUAUUUAUGAAACCUACGUUUCUCCGUUGGCAAAUAUACAACUUCAUCGAACAUAUGCUUAACGGUUACGGAUUAAAUGGACAUGAAUGUCUUUUAGAGGCCAUCUGCGAAGCCAAUAGAAUAAAAUUUGCAAAUGAUUUUAGCACUGCAGCUCAAAUGUUACAUUUGCUUUUAAGUCCUUCUUCAACUUUAAACUCUGUAUCGGAAGAAGCACGGGACUUCAUACUGGCCGAAAAAGAUGGAUCCCGCCGAAUGAAAUGUGCAAAAUAUGACUGCAAUACAAAAAUAAUUGAUUGGUUUUCCCUUGUCAGAAAAUUUGAUUUUUAG